AUGUCUUUGUCCAAGCCGGAGGAGCUCCUAGCCCAAGAGCUGAGCUGCCCCAUCUGCCUCCAGCUCUUCUCUGAUCCGGUGGUUCUCCCCUGUGGCCACAACUACUGUCUAGCCUGCAUCUGCAAGACCGUCGACAAGAUGGACAAAACACUUCCACGUUGCCCAGAGUGCCGCGAGGAGUAUCAGGGUGUGGACUCCCUGAAGAAAAACUUCAAGCUCUGCAGCAUCAUCGAGGGUUACCAAGCCACCGCGCCGCAUCGGGAAUGGCAGCCUGAGAACGAGCCCCUGAGGGCGGAGGUCCUCUGCGACCACUGCAUCGACAAAGAAUCGCCGGCUGUGAAGACCUGCCUGAGGUGUCAGGUGUCUCUGUGCUCCGGGCACCUCCAAAGACACCAGGAGAAGGAGUGGCUGAGGGCGCACACUGUGGUGGACCCCCUGAAGCUGGGGACGACCAGCUGCGCCACCCACCGGCGUCCCCUCGAGUACUUUUGUUCCAGCGACAUGAGCUUGAUGUGCGACACGUGCUUCAUAGAGGGCCGUCACCAGAACCACGAUGUCCUCACCUUUGGCGCAGCAGAAGAGGAGAUGAGACGAGCCUUGGAGAACCGCAGCAAGGUUGUUUCUUGCAGGCUGCAGAUGACCGAGAGUCUCCUUCAGAGGACAGCACAGGAGCAGGGAGCCUCUGAAGCUAUAGGGGACAAACUGGUCAACAAGGCCUUCACUGUCAUGGACAGUAUGGCUGCUCUAGUGGACAGGUACAGGGAGCGUCUUGCCGUUCUAUUGGAGGAGGAGAGGUACAUGCGCAGGAAAAGCUGGCAGUUGGGACUGGGUGCACUCGAAGAGCAACAGCAGCAGCUAGUGGAGGCCCAGCGAAGUGCCGCGCAGGCCCUCAGCGAGACGGACACGUGCAUUUUUAUACACAGGUUCAUGCUGAUUGAAUGUAAGCUGAGAGAAGUUGUCACGGGCGCCAUUCCCUCCGUGAUCCCCUCGAAGGCUCCGCUCAACACCAAGCGUCUCCAGGCAGGCCUCAAGACCCAGGACUUCCGCUCAGAGAUGACCCGCCUCCUGGAUUCCCUCCACAUACUCCUGAACCCCCUGGACCUCACCUUCAACCUCAGCACCGCCCACCCGAGCCUGGUGGUCUCCAAUGAUCUGCGCACAGUCAAGUACAGCCCCACCAAGCAGCCAUACGGGGAGCACCCAGAGCGUUUCACCAUCGCACCCCAGGUUCUUUGCAGCCAGGGGUUCUCGAGCGGGGAGCAUGUUUGGGUGGUAGAGGUGGGGGCCAACAGCAUGUGGUCUCUGGGCGUGUGUUACAAGAGCAUCCCUCGCCGUGGGGACCACAGUCGUUUGGGUCACAACUCCAUUUCCUGGCGGCUACAAUGGAAAAACGGCAAGCUGACAGUGUGCCAGUCUUCCAGCAAUGUGGCUCUGGGGGAAAUGACCCAUCAUCCGCUGAGGAUUGAGAUAGCGCUGGACUACGAGAGGGGGACUUUGAUGUUCCACAACACCAAAGGGCGCAGGGAACACCUCCACACCUUCAGGGCUGUGUUCAGGGAGCCGGUUUAUCCAGCGUUCAGUAUACAUUCAAACACACCGGAGUCCUGGAUCACACUGCACAAUGGGAUGUAA
Anoplopoma fimbria (sablefish) is the source of this 1632-nucleotide messenger RNA. Its product is annotated as E3 ubiquitin/ISG15 ligase TRIM25-like. Gene Ontology annotation, molecular function: zinc ion binding; protein binding. NCBI's taxonomy places the organism in Eukaryota, Metazoa, Chordata, Actinopteri, Perciformes, Anoplopomatidae. The record is from RefSeq and is a predicted model, not a curated record. Bases 1 to 1632 code for a protein of 543 amino acids. The transcript is spliced from 4 exons.